Molecule: messenger RNA, 635 nt
Organism: Protopterus annectens (West African lungfish)
Lineage: Eukaryota; Metazoa; Chordata; Ceratodontiformes; Protopteridae
Product: thioredoxin-like
Exons: 5
Coding region: 253-561 (102 amino acids)
Molecular function (GO): protein-disulfide reductase activity
Source: RefSeq, a predicted model, not a curated record
UGUAAACUACCUCGUAAUUAAAGCAUUUGUGGAAGUCGUGCGCUUUAACUAAAGGCUAAUACAUAUGAAUGAGCGUUAUUCCACUUUUCCCGUACAGUCACGGUGACUGUGCAGUUUAUGAAAAUACCCAACCCCUACACCCGCCCACUCCCUACAUUCUUAAAAGCGCGAGCCUCUUGUUCCGUUACUCAUGAGCAGUAGCCUAUUUGUAAUAUAUACAUCUUCUUCAUUAAGCUUAGUUAACUGAUCGAGAUGAUUUACCAUGUUAAAACUAGGGAGGAAUUUGCUGAAAUGCUGAAGAAUGAUGCAGUUGUGGUUGACUUCACAGCAAGCUGGUGUGGUCCAUGCAGAAAUAUUGCACCUUGUUUUGAGGAGCUUUCCCAGCAAUAUCCAAAUAUAAAGUUUGUAAAAGUUGAUGUUGAUGAAGCAUCGGAUGUCGCUGCAGACUGUGGUGUAACUGCAAUGCCUACAUUUCACUUUUACAAAAAUGGAAAGAAGGUUAAAGAUUUCUGUGGUGCUAACAAAGAAAUGCUGCAGAAGGCUGUUGAAGAAUUGCUGUAACUGAAAGUAGUAAUUGAAGUAUCAUUUUAUACUGUGACCAAAGACUGAAAUAAAAUUAUUUUGUUACACUUGCA